CACUGCGAUUAAGCGUAGCCAUGAUGUAAUUGUCUCGCGUGAUGAGACUUGUGGUGUCGGGAUUUUGUGUAAGACAAGAGAUCAGCAUCUUGCAGCUAACUGUUUCGCGGGAGUUGCGAUCCUGGGGUGCGGGCUGUGUUGGACACUAUGGCCCCUUGCUUUCAAUGAGCCGCAGACUUCGUAGAGGAGAGCGGAAGGUAGGGUACGUGCGAGUUCUUUUCAAUGCACAGUGAUCAUUAGACGAUGGUGGUUCCUGGGAAUUCCCAUGGUAUUCCACGAGAUCAUGCAAUAGACCUCAGCGACAGAGCAAUGGACUUGGAAGCAGAGCCUGGUCAAAGCUCAGACUUAAAGGAGGUACAGAAACUCCAUGAAUUGGUAAAAAGAUUAGAAAUCCAAAACCAGCAGCUGAAGAUUAAGAGGAAUCCACAGGAUAAUCACCUUUCUGCUUUAAAUUGCACCGGAGUUAUGAAUAGCAUCAACAUCCAGCCUGAGAAAGGAGACUUGCAGAUCAUGCCAAACCUACAGUCGCAGCUUGAACAAAUCAACUCCGAGAAGGAAAACAUUCCAGCUUUGAGAAUGGAUGCACAGAUGCAGUACGAGAAGGUAUGCAGUGACUCAAAGCCUGGACACAAAGUAGAGAUCCACUGUGAUCAAGAUGAUAGUUGCUUCUAUAGUGUUGAUGGCAGUGGAAGAUCAGAGCUGGAGGAGGCCAUCAGUAAAAUGUCUGAGCUGAAUUCAAGUGGAGAAAAUAUUUUGGAUGAAACUGCUCUUGAUGAAGUAGAUGUGCUGGAACUGGGAUCCUGCAGUGAAGAUGAGGAGGAUUGUUGGCUGUAUGUGUCACCACGAAAGGUGGAAAAUGCAGAGCAGAAACCAGAUUCCCCAUUAAAAUGGUGCAGACAGGUGUUGGACCACCACAGCCCAGAAACAGAAGCUGCUUGUCGUUCCUUAAUUGGCAAACUUGACCAAGUCCCAUCAGGGAGCAGAAGACUAACAAGGUUAUGCUUCAUUCUAGCGAGUAGAUGGAAAAGCCUGUACUGCAGCCCUCUGGCAUCGCCAUCUGCAUAUAACACCAAUGCUGAAUGCAGCUAUGGUAGCAAUACACUAAACUCACCGGGGUGCCUCAAAUCCACUAACAAAGCACUACUAACCUGUGGCAGUUCAGGUUAUUUAAGCAUCCAUUCUGCCCUAAGCUCACAGUCUUCUGUAGACAGUGAGUUAAGUACCUCUGAUGACUCCAUAUCCAUGGGAUACAAACUACAAGAUUUGACUGAUGUGCAGGUCAUGGCCCGUCUGCAAGAGGAAAGUCUCCGGCAGGACUAUGCCUCCAGCUCUGCGUCUGUUUCCCGACGUAGUUCAAGCGCUUCUCUUCAUUCUCUCAGAAGAGGGACUUUCAGUGACCAGGAAUUCGACACAUACAGUCUGGAGGAUGAGGAUGACUGUGACUGUUCUCUGUCCUUCCGUAGCUCACACCGGUAUUCCCCUUCACCUCUUAGUUCACCCCGAUGCCAGUCUCCUUCAGCAGCUGAGAGCAGGGCAACCACUUCACGCAUCAGGCCUCCUCGGAGAUCUAUUCAGAAUCAUGUGCAAGAGCGAAUGAAAUAUGCAAACUGUGAAGAUGAGAUGCGCCACAGUAUGCCUAACCUGGCAAAGACAAGCUUGCGUUCCCUUGAAGCAGUAAGAAGCAGUCGAAGUUUGGAGUCUGAUCUCCAGGGCCCAAGCAGCCGUUUAACCAGAAUGCAGCAGCCUUCAACCAGUACUCCUCCAAGUAAAAUGCGAUAUGGUGCCAGCAAUCAACCUGCACUGACUGCUCGCCAACCUAUUAAACCAGGUGUUAGCACAAGUUCACUCUUGACCUCAAGGCAAGCAAUAAAAUCCUCCGGCUACAAUAAUUCAAGUGGUAUACGUAAAAUCCAAUCUUCUCCUGGCCUGAAUCCAUCAGGAUCCAGUGCAGUUUCCAGAACAGGCAAUGUGUCAUCCUCCAUUAAACAUUCCACUGUGAAAUCUCAGGCAUCUAUGGGAUCCACUGUGCCUAAAAGUAAAAUGAUUCAGCCAUCCAGAAGAUCUCUUCCUUCUGCAAAGAUGAACAGCACACUGGGUGAUGAUUCAUGGAAAGACGGAUGCUAUUAAAUCAACCCAAAGAUGAGUUUAUCCCUUAUCUUCUGUCCAGCGGGCUGGACACUGGCAUUUCUGGAGAACAUUUGCUAUUACUUUGAUGUCAGGUUUUAUGACCUGCUUUUGUCACCGAAUUCUAAAGCUUGAAUUGAAAUCAAAACUGUGCUGUUGCUUGUAGCUGUCAUUCUAGUCACUGCCAUAAUAUCUUUGCACCUAAACAGUGGGAUGUUGAUUUAGGAGAUAGAAAAUGUUUUUUUGGUGCCACCAACAAACUGACCUUUUUUGCACUGCUGUGAAUCUUAAAGGACCGGUAACACCAACAUUGGAAGUCUUUAAUCCAACUUGACUAUUUAUUUGCUAUUUAUUUAAAUUUACUAUUCUAUAUAUACUGUACCUAUAACAAUAUUCCAAGAUUUUAAUUAAACAGAGCCCUGCCGGGUCUGUUUGUUAUCUAGGGCCAUAAUAAUGAUACGUAUUCAUGAACUGCCGCAAAAGACUACCAGAAAAACAUAUUGGUAUUUUCAAAGUUUCUAAGUUUUAUGUAUAAAUGCUUAUAUGGGAUUUCCUGGUGUGACUGGUCCUUUAAAGUUAAGUAUUAGUCAUUUGAAAUGAUGGCUGUAAUAUAGUUGUUCUUAAACGUUUGUGUUUUUGUUUUGUUUUCUUCUUCCAUAUUUUUUUUUUUGAUUUACUGGUUAAAGAGUUCACAGGUUUUUUCUACUCGCUCUACUCAGAGGCAGAUCUUUUUCAACUGCAGACUUUUGUAAUGUCCGUGAUCACGUUAUUUCUUGAAAUGUGAAUAUUCUACAAAUAUAUGGUUAUGGUGAAGAAUCCACUGCAAGGACUAGAGAAGAAUUCUUGUGCCAGUAUAAAUGGAUUAGAUAGGACGGUGCACAAUAUUUGUGUGGUAACAGAGUAAUUAGAUGCUGCGUGUAGAAAAAACAUCCAUGUUUUUGUGAGACACCUUUGAUUAUCUUGCUUGACCUACUUUCAGUAAAUAAAAACAUCUACUGAC
Messenger RNA from Xenopus laevis (African clawed frog), 3124 nucleotides. It is a transcript of the gene slain2l.L, whose product is annotated as SLAIN motif family, member 2 like L homeolog. Lineage: Eukaryota; Metazoa; Chordata; Amphibia; Anura; Pipidae. The transcript has 10 exons. Gene Ontology annotation, biological process: positive regulation of microtubule polymerization; microtubule nucleation; cytoplasmic microtubule organization. The record is from RefSeq and is a predicted model, not a curated record. Gene Ontology annotation, cellular component: microtubule plus-end. Bases 244 to 2127 code for a protein of 627 amino acids.